Messenger RNA from Brettanomyces bruxellensis, 3090 nucleotides. RefSeq lists its product as uncharacterized. The record is from RefSeq and is a predicted model, not a curated record. The transcript has a single exon. NCBI's taxonomy places the organism in Eukaryota, Fungi, Ascomycota, Pichiomycetes, Pichiales, Pichiaceae. Gene Ontology annotation, biological process: protein import into nucleus. Gene Ontology annotation, cellular component: cytosol; nuclear envelope. Bases 1 to 3090 code for a protein of 1029 amino acids. Gene Ontology annotation, molecular function: small GTPase binding.
AUGAAUGUGGUAUCACUACAUCAAUGCUUCUUAGGGACUCUUCAGGCCAAUGCUGAAAUCAGGACUCAAGCCGAGCAACAACUUAAGAGUGCACAAAAGGAAAGAGGAUUUUUGGCUUGCUGUUUGGAUAUACUUAACUCUGCAGACAUAGAAUUACCCGUCAAAAAAGCUUGCCUUAUUUACUUUAAAAAUAUAAUUAUUAAGAACUGGAGGGAAAACGGAAGCAUUGACCACGAUGAGAAACCAAUUGUGAGAGAGAGAUUGCUUGCAACAAUCGUUCAUUCUGAUCGGAGUACCAAGGCAAUAUUCAUCCCCAUACUUAACGAAAUCCUUGUGACUGAUUAUCCAACAGAGUGGCCAGAUUUCUUAGACAGUACGACCAGACUUUUUGCUAACCCCAAUGAUCUCGAUUCCUUAUACACCGGAAUGUUAUGCUUUUCCGAACUAUGCCGGAAAUAUAGAUGGAUGAAAAAUGAAGAUAGAUCAUCACAGCUUGAUUCAAUUAUUAAGCAGUACUUUUCAAGUCUUUUACAGAUAGGUGGCCAGAUCAUAUCAGAUUCAGCGUCUAGUGAUUCACAUUGGCAACUACCGGAAAUCUUAAAACUCAUUUUGAAGUCAUACAAAUUCGUCACAUACUUGGAUCUUCCAGAACCAUUGCAGGAAGAGGAGGCAAUAUCCAAUUGGAUAGGAUUUCAUGUUGCUGUGAUGAAUAUAUCAUUACCCUCCAGUGCUAUGCAACUAGAUGAGGAGGAGAGACAUUUAAGCCCAUGGGUCAAGUCUCAAAAAUGGGCCUAUGCCAAUAUCCUUAACAUUUAUGUCAGAUAUGGCUCUAAAGGAUGGCUAUCUGAUGGUAGCUACACCCAAUUCAGGGCAUUAUUUUCGUCAAGCGUUGUUCCUGAACUGUUGAAAACUUACUUUGGUAAGAUCGAAGAAUGGAGACAAGGCCAUAGAUGGAUUAGUGAUGCUUCUCUUUACCAUAUAAUUUCAUUCAUCGAGCAUGCCGUCACACGAAAAUCAUCUUGGGGAAUUAUUCAGCCAUUUUUAAACAACCUGAUUAGUGAACUCGCCUUUCCCAUAUUUUAUCCAAAGGAUUCGGUGUUGGAACUUUUUGAGGACGAUCCCCAGGAAUACAUUAUGAUGACUUUUACUAUUGAAGAGACAAGCAAUUCUCCUGUCACAGCAGUGAGAAAUUUGAUUGCAACAUUGGCAGAGAAGCGCAAGGAUACUGCAUUAGAACCAAUAUUGCAGUUUGCAUACGGAAAAUUGAACUCUUUAACAUCGGAACAGGAUACAAUUAAUGUUGCAAGGCAAAGAGAAUCUGCAUUAAGAAUUAUUGGGUGUAUAUCCUCUCAGUUGGUUGAAGAGCAAUCACCAUUCAAGGAUCAGAUGGAAGUAUUUCUUUCAGCAUUAGUCUUCCCAAACUUUAAGUCACAAUUUGGCUUUCUAAGGGCAAGAACGUGUAAUGUCUCCUCAAAAUUUAGCAAACUAAGCUUUACAGAUCCAAACAAUUUGAGUGUAUUGUUUCAGGGAGUUAUGAACUGUUUCAAUGAUUCUGGACAUCUUCCUGUUCAGUUUGAAGGUGCUUUGGCUAUUCAGUCCUUUAUUGACUUCCCUCAGUUUAAGGAGGCAUUAGGAUCUAUAAUCGUUCCUACAACCGAAAAGCUACUAACACUUUCUGGUGCUAUCGACAGUGAUUUAAUUCCAUCCGUGAUUCAAUCAUGCGUGGAGAAUUAUUCCGAACAGCUCGAACCGUUCGGAAUAAGUUUGACUGCAAAGCUUUCUGAACAAUUAAUGAAGCUUUUGGAGGAGUUGAAUGAAGCUCAGAGCGCGGAUCCGGACGAUUUUGACUCAGAUGAAUUAGGAUCCAAAACUAAUGCCGCUCUUGGCAUUUUUAGUACCUUACUCACAGUUCUUUUGUACUUUGAAAAUUCGGCUCAGAAGAUAGCUAAGCUUGAGCAAAUCUAUGCUCCUGUUUUGCAUUACGUGCUGGCCAAAGAUUUGGACAGCUUCUUUGCGGAAACAUUUGAGAUGCUGGAGAAUACCACUUUUCUCACUAGAAACGUCUCCCCCACCAUGUGGUCAUUGUUUGAGGAUUCACUUAGAGCCCUAAUGAAUUCAGAUUUAUCGUUGAAUUUAGAGGACGCUAUGCCUGCUUUGAAGAACUAUAUGGUUUAUGGCGCUUCAACAAUUAAGACAAAUAGUGAAUAUCAGCAGGCCAUGAUUGGAAUGGUAAUGAAGGUGUUUAACAAAGAUGGAGAUUUUGCUCCCGAUGAUGUCAUGAAUGCUGCAGAAUUAAGCACUUAUAUUAUUUUAGCAUUAGACUCGAAUUCUGCAGGACCAUAUGUUCCACAUUUGGUCAAAAAAUCGUUGGAAAUGAUGACUUUUGAAGAAGCCGAACAGCCUGGAAACGUUUAUAAGAUAAUAAUGGCGAAUGUCAUUAUUGCUUCUCUGGUGGUUGAUCCAAACCAUUGCCUUCAGACAUUGAUUGAAACGAGUUCUACAGAUAGCUUUUUCAACUUGUGGAAUGAACUUUGCACAUCUUACAAGCGGGUUUUUGACAUGAAACUUUCAAUAAUGGGACUUUUGAGUUUCUUGAGUAUUGACAUGGAAUCUCUUUCACAAAUGAACCUUGAAGGGGUGAUACCUCAGUUCGGAAAGAAUCUUACAAUUUUGCUAACCGCUGUACCUAAGGCCAUCAGUGAAUUGGAAAAGAAGAGAAAGGAUAUGGCUGAUACAGAUGGCAGUAAUGAGAUUACCGAUGAGUUUAUUUUUGGCGAUAAUGGCGAAGAUAGUGACGAGGAUGAAAAUAAUGAACAGGAAAAUAGAGACCUUGCAGAGGCAGCGGAAACAGGCGGCUUUGUUCUCGAUGACGAUUACAUCGAACAGUUUGGAUUUGCUACAGAUGAUACAUUUGAUGAGGAUCCAUAUGCAAACACGCCUUUGGACAACCUCAAUAUCUUUAAAACGUUUAAGGAUUUCAUCUUGUCCGUCCAAGCCAGCGAUUCAAAUAAAUACAGUAGCAUCAUUUCACAAUUGAAUCCUGAACAAAUGGAUACAAUUUCAAAUAUUGUUCAGAUAGCGUCGAACUAA